Molecule: messenger RNA, 1751 nt
Organism: Ziziphus jujuba (common jujube)
Lineage: Eukaryota; Viridiplantae; Streptophyta; Magnoliopsida; Rosales; Rhamnaceae
Product: UDP-glycosyltransferase 83A1
Exons: 2
Coding region: 158-1561 (467 amino acids)
Molecular function (GO): UDP-glycosyltransferase activity
Source: RefSeq, a predicted model, not a curated record
AAAUAACACACACACACACACACACACUAAUGGUUGCUGAUUUUAUGAUAGAAUAGCCUCCCUCCACAUAUUAUGCUCUUGCUACUUGACCUUCCUGUUGCAGUUCAAUAAGGAUAUUGAUGAGCAUGAGAUUUCACUCCUCUCAUACAAACAAAAAAUGGGCCGUACUAGUGCUUGUACUAGUCACCAUGUUUUGGUCAUACCAUUUCCAGCACAAGGCCAUGUGAACCCCCUCAUGCUUUUUUCUCACAAAUUAGCUCUACAAGGUUUCAAGGUCUCUUUUCUUAACACAGAUUUCAACCAUGAGCGAGUGUUGAGUGCAAUAGCUUUGAGUGAUAGUGGGAAGAGUUUCAUCGGCUCACAGAACAUUAGUUUGGUGUCAAUCCCAGAUGGAUUAGGUCCUGAGGAUGACAGAACUGAUAUGGCCUUAUUGUGUGAAGCAAUCUUGAAUACCAUGCCUGCAAAGCUGGAGGAGUUGCUAACAAACUUCAAUGCAUUAUCAGACGGUGAUGAUGAGAAGAAGAUCACAUGUGUGAUUGCAGAUGGAAAUAUGGGGUGGGCCAUGGAAGUUGCUAGGAAGAUGCGAAUAGGGGGAGCAGUCUUUUGGCCUGCUGCAGCUGCCACUUUUGUCAUGGUUCUCAACAUCCAAAGAAUGAUUGAUCAGGGGAUCAUCGAUUCUAAUGGAUUCCAAACCAACAAAAAACAGACACUUCAUCUCUCUCAGGGCUUCCCUGCUAUGGAUGCCUCAAACUUUCCAUGGUCUUGCAUCGGCGAUUCAACCUCACAGAAGAUUAUAUUCCACUAUAUAAAAAGAUUUGCAGAAGCUUCCAAGUUGGCAGACUGGUGGCUCUGCAACACAGUCUAUGAUGUGGAGCCUGCAGCCAUUUCAUUGUAUCCAAGAAUCCUCCCAAUAGGUCCAUUGUUAGCAAGUCAGAGCCUCGGAGAAUUAGGAGCACAGUUUUGGGCAGAAGACCAUUCCUGCCUGACCUGGCUCGAUAAACAGCAACCUUCCUCUGUCAUAUAUGUGUCAUUUGGGAGCUUGACAAUUCAUGAUGAGACCCAAUUCAAUGAGCUAGCACUUGGACUGGAGCUCACUGGCAGGCCAUUUCUCUGGGUUGUUCGUCCUGGAAUGAUCAAAUCACCAAGAAAUUCAAACCCAAAUAGGUUUCUAAAAUCUCGAGGUAAAAUAGUGAGUUGGGUGCCUCAGCAGAAGGUUCUGAGUCACCCUGCAAUUGCUUGUUUUGUUAGUCAUUGCGGUUGGAACUCAACCCUGGAAGGGUUGAGUAAUGGUUUGCCUUUCUUGUGCUGGCCUUAUUUUGCUGAUCAGUUUUUCAAUAUGAGCUACAUUUGUGAUAUAUGGAAAGUUGGAUUGGAAUUUGAACGAAACGAAAACGGGAUCAUAUCAAGUCAGGAAGUGAAGAAAAAGGUGGAACAAGUUCUUGGUGAUGAAAAUAUAAGAAAAAGAUCUUUACAACUCAAGGAAUUGGCCAUGAAAAAUAUAGCAGAAGAUGGUCAGUCUUCAAAGAAUUUGAACGACUUCAUCAAAUGGCUCAAGGCAUAGGGAAGGUCCCCCAUUCCUUUUCCCUCAUUAGCAUCCUAUUUCCUAUUUCCUAUUUCCUAUUUGGUCAUGUAUUUGAAAUUUCAAAACUGUUUUAAUGGUCCUUUUUAAGAGAACAAUUUGUCAAGUCUAUUAUAACUGGCUGAAUCCAAAAUAAAACCACAAAUAGAAUUGAAGUGUGGUUUUUGGUAGU